GUACUAUUCUCCGCCCCUGUCAAUUUUCAGUCUCUUCUUCCACAAGAAAACGCGUCUCCUGCAUAUCAGUAAACCCUUCUCCUCUCUCGCUUCAUUCCAACCACAUACAUAUACAAUCUCUACUUAAACUAUUGUGUGUGUGAUUACACACACUUACUUGACCUUCCGAAUACUUUUUAUGUUGAUAAUAAUAUUUGGUAGCACAGCUAGAGCAUGAGCUUCUUGAGACCAUCAGCACUGUACCAGCUGUUGAUCACCUUUAAUUCAUUGAAAUGGAUGCCUUGUAUGUUCUUCGGAUAUCCAAAUUUUCAAGGGAUCAUUAGGCUUGUGAUCAUGUUUCUUCUCUGGUCAACGUUCACUGAAAUGUGUCACAUUUCUUCUUCCUCCAUGUCUCCUACUCUUCGUGUUGGCGAUCGCAUCUUUGUCGAGAAGGCUUCAUAUUUCUUCAGACGUCCAGCCUUACAUGAUAUUGUAAUAUUUCGAGCACAUCUGAAUCAACCUAGUUUCAGAGAAGGAGAUAUGCUCAUUAAAAGAAUUGUAGCACGAGCUGGAGAUUUGAUAGAGGUUCAUGAUGGGAGACUGUACGUAAAUGGGCUUGCUAUGAAGGAAGAUUUUGUAACAGAGAAACCAAAAUAUGCAAUACAUCCAACGUAUGUACCCAGAGGUCAUGUAUAUGUGCUGGGUGACAAUCGAAAUAACAGUUGCGACUCUCAUAUAUGGGGUUCGCUUCCUAUAAAAAAUGUUGUGGGAAGAUGUGCAAUGCGUUAUUACAGAAGACCAGUCAUCUGAUAUGCUUUGGAGAUAAGAAUUAUGGAAAUACAGAUCCGAUUUGAGGAGGAAUUUGUUUAUUAUCUUGGCACGAUCCCCUCUUUCUCUGCCUGGAAAUUGCAAUAACCUGGAAAGAUUGAUCUCAGCCACCAGUUUACGUCUCAUCUUGACAAGGCAAACAAAGUCAUCUUGAAAGGUUUAGCGUCAAGGAAUGCAACAUUACAUAAAGUCGCGCACAUACUGACAUUAGGACAAUACCCAUCACAUGAUACUCUUCAAGUCGCAUUGCAUACUAUUCUGAGCAUUUGAUCAAAAUAGGGGUUUAUUUUCAAAUUCAGGACUGGAUGGUAAAACACUUUGCUGGCUGGUUAUAUAUGCACAAAUUAAGUAGCAUCGGAGCGAGUCCCCUCCAGGACCACUAUAAAUGGGGAUCCAUUGUAAGUGUUUGAGGCAUCCUAGCCUUAGCAUAUUUUCCAAGUAAUAAACUUGUGUGCUUUCUUAAAUAUUGUCUUCCUCUCUA
Messenger RNA from Daucus carota subsp. sativus, 1288 nucleotides. Its product is annotated as chloroplast processing peptidase-like. Bases 214 to 789 code for a protein of 191 amino acids. The transcript is spliced from 7 exons. Gene Ontology annotation, cellular component: chloroplast thylakoid membrane; plasma membrane. Gene Ontology annotation, molecular function: serine-type endopeptidase activity. The record is from RefSeq and is a predicted model, not a curated record. Gene Ontology annotation, biological process: thylakoid membrane organization. NCBI's taxonomy places the organism in Eukaryota, Viridiplantae, Streptophyta, Magnoliopsida, Apiales, Apiaceae.